CGCGCGCGCGCCAACCAACCAGUCGUUCGCUGACCGCGGCCGCGUGAAUAUAGUCCGCGCGAGCCAUGAACUGAAUCAGCCUAAAAGGAACCGCUCGUGCCUCUCGCGUCCUUUUUUUUUUAAUUUUUCUCACACUACAGCUCGCUUUUAUUUCUCCCUCUGUACCACGCCCCUGGAAGAAAGUACACGCGCGCGAUUCGCGACCGCGCGUGCCUCCAGGAAAACUCAACCCACCAAAGAAAGAACGGGGAAGAUCGUUCUCUAUUUUCGCGAAACCGGUCGCCUUGCCGAAAGCCGCGUCGCGCCCGCCCGCCCCCCCCCCUUCCCGCCCUCUCGGCUUUAGUAGUCGUUCUGGUGUACCCGUUCCGAAGGGAAACGCGCUUCACCCGCACGCGGUCGAAGUGUACACUGUCCGGGAGAUUUUAUUGUCAUCAUAGUGUUGCGAAAACACAGUGGAGACGACAAUUGAAGUGUUGAACGGUGCACGGUGAGGAGAAGGACGGUGCGAUGGCAGUGGCUGCGGGGCCACGCCGGCCACGCACGCUCCUCCUUGACGGUAAACGCGUUUCCGGGAAUACCCACGGAAUAAGAACUCUGUGCCCGGUCUUCGAAGGACUUCCGCUCCUCCUAGUCCUUCUCGGUGUCGCACAGGUGGCCGCCAUCAGGUUGGCACCCGAUAGCAGCGGAUGCGUCGGUAAUAGUUACAAAUGUCUUGAUGGCACUUGUAUACCGGCUACCUUAGUUUGCAAUUAUCAAAAAGACUGCGAAACUGCGGAAGAUGAAUUCCAGUCGUGUCCUCCACCUGAGUGCGAUGCUGGACAGAUUACCUGUGGCCAGUAUAUCUUCAAUAAGACUUAUUGUAUACCUCCUCAUCAACGAUGUGACAUGACAGUUGAUUGUGUCGACGGGACUGAUGAAGCUGGCUGUAAUUACAGGAAAUGCCAACCCGAUGACUUCCGGUGCGCCGUCGGCACAACUCCAGAGCUUUGCAUCCCGAAGGAGAAGAAGUGUGACGGAUACCUAGACUGUCGGAAUGGCCGGGACGAAGAAAAGUGUGAUAGUAUAAAGUCUGCCUGCAGGUUGGACCAGUUUCGGUGUAACACCACGCAACGUUGUAUUGAACAAUCGGCUCGGUGCAAUUACAAAGAUGACUGUGGAGACAACAGCGACGAAGAAAACUGCAGCUUCCCACCGUGCUACAUGAACCAGUUCAGAUGUGCCAAUGCUUUAUGUAUACCAAAAUCUUAUCACUGUGACGGCUUCAAGGACUGUCACGAUGGCUCCGACGAGAAGUCCUGUGCAGUGACUGUUUGUCCUGGCAAUAAGUUCAUGUGUCCGAAGGGUGCACCCGAUGAUAAACCUUUAUGUAUCGACCGGUCACAGCUCUGCGAUGGGAAAUCUGACUGCGAAGACGGUGCAGAUGAAGAUGCUGCAUGCUCGAUGGCCAGGUGUGGGAAUCUAAUGUGUCACUACCGUUGCCAGCCGUCUCCCAACGGAGGCGCCUGCUACUGCCCCGAGGGCAGAGUUCUUGCUAAUGACUCAAGAUCUUGUGUAGACCGUGACGAGUGUUCGGAAUGGGGUUUCUGCGAACAAUUGUGCAAGAAUACUGACGGGUCUUACGUCUGCAGCUGCGACCCAGGAUACGCAAUCUAUGGACGACACGCGUGUCGAGCAGAAACCACCGAAUCAGGUGUCAAUUUGGAGCUCCUGGUCGCUCAGGAUCGUGCCGUAUGGAGAAUGUCUCCAACCGGUGAAGACCGAAUUAUCGUUGCCAACACGACUGGUGCCAGCGGAGUGGAUUACCUUUACUCUCGGGACCUUCUCUUUUGGAGCGAUGUUAAAACCAGAAAAGUGCAUUGUCAGCUGUUGAAUGGCAAAGACACAGGUUCGAACGUGGACAUAUUCUUGGCAAGCUCGUGGAGUCCAGUGGCUGUCGCCGUGGACUGGAUAGGAGAGAAGUUGUACGUAGUGGAUUCAGCGGUUCAGAAGAUCGACGUGUUCGAGUUGGAUGGCAGAUACCAUGGCAUCGCUUUGGGUUCCAAUCUAACUAAUCCAGCAGACAUUGCCUUGGAUCCCACGAUAGGCUACAUGUUUGUGGCUGAUGGGAAACAAGUUUUAAGAGCCAACAUGGAUGGUACUGUAGCUUUUCCAGUGGUUUCUGAGGCAGCUUAUAAGGUAUCCGGAGUGGCGGUAGACAUAAUUGCUCAGAGAAUUUUCUGGUGUGACUCUCAGUUAGAUUAUAUCGAAACGGCUAACUACGUCGGAAAGAACAGAGUCAUGGUACUCAGAGGAUCGCAUACUCCUUCUCCAACAAGACUUACAAUGUUUGAGAACAAACUCUACUGGACAGACAAUACGAAGCAAGCCAUCUUGAGCAUGGACAAGAACCAGGGAGAUCCUUCUCUGCAGACGGUUUAUAAAAUGAGAGAUGCUAAAUCUAUUAAGACGCUGCAUCCUCUAAUCCAGAGAAAGGUUUCCAAUCCCUGUGGUAAUAAUAACGGAGGCUGUCAACACAUGUGCAUCGUGACUGCAGCUAGUGAUCAGGAAAACAGGCUAGGCUAUCGGUGCGCUUGCGACAUAGGUUGGAGGCUUUUACGCGAUCAAAGAAACUGUAACUUGGUUCGCGAAUUUCUGAUGUAUUCUCAGCAAAGGUUCAUCAAAGGCAGAGUACUAGAUCCGGUGAUGGAAGGUUUCAGCGACGCUAUUUUACCUGUAGUCUCGAGGAGAGCCAGAUUCGUUGGAUUGGACUAUGACGCUCGUGACCGGUAUAUUUAUUACAGCGAUGUGCUACAGGAUGUGAUUUACAGAAUUCAUCAAAACGGCACUGGCCGCGAAAUCGUUCUAGCUAGCCAAAACGAAGGUGUUGAAGGUUUGGCAGUCGACUGGGAGGCGAAGAAUCUUUACUACAUCGAUUCGCGUAAAGGAACCUUGAACGUCCUCAGCACCAGGAACGUUACCUACCGUAGAACACUACUGAAGAACUUAAAACGACCAAGAGCUAUUGUAAUCCACCCUAAUCAAGGUUACAUCUUCUUCUCUGAAUGGGACCGACCCGCGAAUAUCAGUAGAGCUUACACGGACGGAUCUAACUUGAUGGUUUUCAAGAACUUGACGCUUGGCUGGCCAAACGGUUUGGCUAUCGACUUCGAUAAAGACAGAUUGUACUGGUGCGAUGCGUUACUGGAUCAUGUUCAACAUUCCAAUCUGAAUGGCACGGAUGUCCGCACGGUUAAUUCCAGGCUCAUCCGGCAUCCUUUCUCUAUAGCUAUUCACGAAGAAUGGAUGUACAUCACCGACUGGCGGCUGGACGCUAUUAUCAGACUCCAUAAGAGAUCCGGUGAACAGGAAGCAAUUUUGGUACGUGAGCCAGCUACCAACAGACUAUACGGGGUUAAAGUAUUUAGCCCGUAUAUCCAAGCCCCUCAGUUUAGUCAUCCGUGCGCUGUGUACAAUGGCUGGUGCCAGAAGUUGUGCUUCGCUAUUCCUCAAAACAACACGAAUAGGUACGGGACCGCCAAACUAACGAAAGUUUGCGGUUGUCCUUACGGUGAACGACUUCAACAUGAUAGAACGUGUGUACCUGAUCCGGAUGCUGAACCACCUUUGGAAGCUUGUCCAAACGCGUGGGACUUCACCUGCGCGAAUCAGAGAUGUGUUCCUCAUACCUGGGUCUGUGACGGCGAGAACGAUUGUUUGGAUAACAGUGAUGAACAGAACUGUACUAAACCAACAUGCGGGCCCAACGAGUUCCAAUGCAGAUCUGGCAGAUGCAUGCCUAUGCACUUCCGAUGCGACUCUGAGAAUGAUUGUGGAGAUUACAGCGACGAGGCAGACUGUCCAAAUCGAACCUGCAGCGCCAAUCAAUUUGCUUGUAGUAACAACAGGUGCAUACCCAGUACCUGGAGAUGUGACUCGGAAAAUGAUUGUGGAGAUAGUUCUGAUGAGGGUGAUUUUUGUGUAGCUAAGACCUGUUCUUACUUCCAGUUCACUUGUCCUAGAUCAGGGCAUUGCAUACCACUGUCUUGGGUUUGCGAUGGUGACAAUGACUGCUUCGACCAACAAGAUGAGAUGGGCUGUCCACCUGUCACCUGUCUCAGCACUCAGUUCACCUGCGCCGAUCAGAAAAUGUGUGUCCUCGACUCGUACAAGUGUGAUGGUAUCUCCGACUGCAACGAUAGCAGCGACGAAUUUGGGUGCCCUUCGUUGGAACCUGAUCAGUGCAACAAUGACAAGCAGUUCCAGUGUGCCAGUUCAGCCAUAUGUAUACCCAAAAGCUGGUACUGUGACGGAACUUAUGAUUGUCCAGAUAGGUCUGAUGAACCAGGUCCUUGUAGGAACGUUGGUUGUCGACCAGGAUUCUACAAGUGUGCUAAUGAGAAGUGCAUGUUCAAGGCUUACAUCUGUGAUGGAAAGGAUGACUGUGGGGAUGGGUCCGACGAGGACCCUGAACUGCAUGCCUGCACGUCGCCGGAGUUCAAGUGCGAUUCCCAUCAGUGGAAGUGUCCUAAUGUUACUGAUCGGUGCGUGAACAUAACCAGUGUAUGCGAUGGGAAGUUCGAUUGUCCUAAUGGCGCUGACGAAGGUCCAGGAUGCGACUUCGAAGAGUGCAUUCCUAGAGGAGGGUACUGCAGUAAUGACUGCAUUCAGACACCCAUGGGCAAACAGUGUAUUUGUCCUUCAGGAGAGGAGCUCAGCAAAGAUGGAUACACCUGCCAGGACAUAAACGAGUGUGAUCCUCCUGGACGGUGUUCACAGAUCUGUACAAACAUCAAGGCAGGCUAUUACUGCAACUGUGUCGAUGGGUAUGUUUUAGAGAAGGAUAAGCAUACAUGCAAAGCUUUCAACCACAGUGCUGCUUUCCUGAUUAUAUCCAAUAGGCACACGAUUUUGGUGGCUGAUCUUCAAGAUCAGGCAUUGGAAAGGGUACCAAUAAAUGUGGAAAAUGUCGUAGCGACGGCUAGCAACAUGCACACUGGUACAAUCUUCUGGUCAGAUAUGAAAUUGAAGAAAAUAUCUAGGUUAGAUAGGGGUACUGAUCCUGAGGAUGUUAUAUCCACUGGAUUGGACUUGGUGGAGGGUCUUGCAUACGACUGGAUUGGUCAGAAUUUGUAUUGGUUGGACUCUAAACUGAAUACCAUUGAAGUAGCUAAAGAGACUGGUGCUAGUCGAUUGAUACUGGUCAAGGAAAAUAUCACUCAGCCUAGAGGUAUGUGUCUGGAUCCCAGUCCCACAGCAAGGUGGCUCUUCUGGACAGAUUGGGGCGAGAAUCCUCGAAUUGAAAGAAUCGGAAUGGACGGUACUAACAGGUCUACCAUAAUCAGUACCAAGAUCUACUGGCCUAACGGACUCGCCUUGGACAUAGCAAACAAAAGGAUAUAUUUCGCUGAUAGCAAACUGGACUUCAUCGACACCUGCCUCUACGACGGAACCAAGAGGAUUCAAGUAUUGGCUAGCUCCCAUUAUCUGCUACAUCCCCAUUCGUUGACUCUUUUCGAAGACACCAUGUAUUGGACAGACAGACAGCUCAACAGAGUCCUGUCAGCCCACAAGUUCUAUGGUGCCAACCAAACCGUUGUGUCCCAUCUGAUUUCACAACCACUGUCUAUCCACGUGCAUCACCCAGUUCUGCAGCCGAUUACACCAAAUCCUUGUAUGAACGCCACCUGUGCUCAUUUGUGUCUCUUAUCACCAACAAAUCCUCAAGGUUACAACUGCAAGUGCCAGAUAGGAUUCCGGCUGCUUCCUAGUGGUCAGUGCCAGGAGGAAGAAACGCCGUACUUGAUGGUGUUACGGGGUUCGCAGAUAGUAGACGUUUCCUUGGUUCCAGGCAGCACUAAGACCGGCUACAUAACUCCAGUGGUGGGGGUUGAGGGAGGUAGGUUUAUCGACUACGACAGAAAAGAGAGGAUGAUUUAUUGGUUGCAGACCAAGGAUGACGACGAUGAAAACGGUACAAUUUACACGACUCCCUACAGUGGAGGAAACAGAACCGAAUUCCCAAAUCCAGCAGGGGACAGUGGUAUAGUGGGCGCACCCUCUGCCAUGGCUUUCGACUGGCUGGGAAGGAAUCUGUUCAUAGGGAACAAGUUCGCGUCCAACAUUGAGGCCAUCAAAAUUGAUGGCAAGAUCAGGUAUAGAACCAUAGUCUUGGCAAAUGAUGGUAAUGUGACCUCUGUGGCCAAACCCAAGGCCAUGUGCGUGGACCCGUUGGAAGGACACAUAUUCUGGGUGGACGAAGGUAGCUUUGGGAUACCAAUGAAAAUUGGCAGAGUCAACAUGGAUGGUACAAAUCCUAUCAUACUGGUGAAGGACGUACCAAGACCGGAGGCUAUAACAAUAGACAUUCCUACUAAGACCAUUUACUUCAGCUCUUCAUAUCCUGCCCUAAUUGUGGCUAUAUCAACCGACGGUCAAAAUCGACGGACCAUCGUUUCUCAGAAUAUCGCUUUGCCCAAGGCACUGGCUGUUCACGAAUCUAGGCUUUAUCUCCUUGACCCAUGGUACGACAAAAUUGAAAGAGUAGAUCUUCCUGAGGGAGGCAACGCUACGACCAUAAUCGAUAACGACUCCGAGCUAAAGACAUUGACUAUCUACAAGAAACGCGUCACCGGUGAACAUCCCUGUUUCGGGAACAAUGGUGACUGCGAGCAGAUUUGCUUACCCGCCUCUGGAGGCACAAGAGUCUGCGCCUGUGGCAUGGAGUACCGCAAAGUCAGCGAAACCGCCUGUGAACCGUUCAAAACCUUCGCUGUGGUGACUCAGUUAGAUGUGGCAAGAGGAUACAGUCUGAAAGACGCCAAGGAAGCUAUGGUUCCCAUUGCUGGAGUCGGGCAUCACAUUCUCCAUGUUGAUGUGCACUAUGCUGGCAACUGGAUCUACUGGGUGGAGUUUACCAGAGGAUAUUGGAAUGGCAUAUUCCGUGUCAGACCCAAUGGCACCGAGUUGCAGCACAUAAUCAAGCAGGGUAUAGGCUCGAAUGGCAUCAGGGGCUUAGCCAUUGACUGGGUAGCUGGUAAUCUGUAUUUCACCAAUGUCUUUCCACAUGACAAUUACGUCGAGGUGUGCAGGCUUGAUGGUAGCAAUAGGAAAGUUCUCGUGAAAAAGACUACCGACUCACCCAGGGAGUUGGCUGUUAAUCCCAUCAAACGAUAUCUUUACUGGAUCGAUUAUGGCCAGUAUCCGAAGCUGGGGAAGGCUUACUUAGAUGGAAGCAACUGGUUACCGAUAGUCACCUCUGGCAUAAGUACUCCUAGGGAUAUAACUAUUGAUCUCGCUACUCAUGAUGUCUAUUGGGUGGACUCCAAGCAAGAUACCAUUCAAAAGGUGUCGUACACAGGUGGGCACCGUGAGAUCAUUAGACGCAACCUACCCAAUCCCAUGGGAGUUGCUAUUUAUGGUAAUGAUGUGUACUGGGUCGAUAGAAACUUGGCAACGGUGUACAAGGCCAGCAAGCGUGCCAGCACCAAUAUUACUCCAGCCACUACAGUCAGAUCUAAUCUACAAAAACUGAGAGAUAUCGUUAUGUUUGAUCAAAAUAGUCAACCAGCAGAUCCUACAAAUCCUUGCGCUCCAGGUGGGAAGGCAGGAUGUGAGCAGCUCUGUUUCGCUAUGCCUAAGGAAAUGGCAAUGUCAUCUACGAUGGAGUACACCUGUGACUGCGCUGUUGGUAAACUGGCAGACUAUAGUUCCGGUUCAGAGUAUCCGACGAGUUGUAAAAUUGUGGACGAAUAUCUGGUGUUUGCGACUAGAACAGAAAUUAGGGCUAUAGAUCUGAAUCCUCAAACCACAAGCGUGCCAUUCCCCGCUGUGGGGAACUUAACCAACGUGGUUGGCGUUGACUUUGACUAUCAGGAUAAGAAGCUGUUGUUCACACAGAUUCGACCUUGGGCCAAGAUCGCCUGGAUGCAAGCGGACCACCCAUCUUCAUCCGACAUUCACACCCUGAUCAGUAAAGGAAUCAAUCCGGAGGGAAUUUCUUACGAUUGGACUCAAAAGAAGGUCUACUGGACUGAUUCCUCUAAUAACAGCAUCUACGCGAUGGACAUUGACGGCUCGAAUCUUGUGAUGAUAGCCAGAGUGGACAGGCCCAGGGCAAUUGUUGUUGAUCCUUGCAAUGGCUCUCUAUAUUUCACUGACUGGGGCCGUUUCGGCACUUCAGGAAAGAUCUUCAGGACCACUAUGGCAGGCUCUUUGAAGAAAGCUAUUAUCGACAAAGAUCUCUCGCAGCCGAGCGGCUUGGCUAUCGAUUACGAUGACCACAUGUUGUACUGGACUGAUGCAGUUCGCGAGAAAAUAGAACGUUCCGAGUUAGAUGGUAAGAACCGUCAAGUUCUAGUCAGUGCGACAAUAUAUCCUUUCGCCAUAACUGUCUUCCGAGAACACAUCUACUGGACGGAUCUUCAGUUAAGAGGCGUGUAUCGUGCGGAGAAACACACCGGGGCCAACAAAGUGGAGCUAGUGAAACGACUGGAUGAUUCGCCACGGGAUCUGCAUAUUUAUUCGGCAGGUAGACAACAGUGCAAAGUAAAUCCUUGCAAUAUCCUCAAGGGUGGUUGCGAUCAGUCUUGCCAUCCAGGUGUAAAUGGAUCCGUUGAAUGCAAAUGCGACGACAACAGCCGGCUUGUGAACGAAGACAGAAUGUGCGUGCCAAAGAAUGUCACCUGUGACUCCAGCAAAUUUGCCUGCAGGAAUGGUCGCUGUAUAUCUAGGAUGUGGGCCUGUGACGGCGAUGAUGACUGCGGAGACGGUUCCGACGAGGACACCAAUUACUGUUCCUACCACUCGUGUAGCCCCAAUGAGUUCAGAUGCAACAACGGCAGGUGCAUCUUCAAAGCCUGGAAAUGUGAUCACGAGAACGAUUGUCGCGACGGCAGCGACGAGGAAGGCUGCGUCUACCCUCCUUGUGCUCAAGGCGAGUUCACCUGCGCCAACUACCGUUGCAUCCCACAGUAUCAGGUCUGCAAUGGUAUCAAUGACUGCAAGGACAACGUCACAUCGGAUGAGACCCACGAACGCUGUCCCAUGAACACAACCUGUCCUCCCAAUCAUCUAAAAUGCGAGAAGACCAACAUCUGCGUGGAACCGUACUGGCUCUGCGAUGGCGACAACGAUUGUGGAGACAACAGCGAUGAAAAUCCUCUGCAUUGCGCACAGAGAACCUGCCCGCAGAACAGUUUCAGAUGCCCCAACCACAGGUGCAUCCCUGCUACAUGGUACUGUGAUGGAGACGAUGAUUGUUUGGAUGCUAGCGACGAACCACCGGGCUACUGUCAAUCAGAAGGCAGAACUUGCUUUGGAGACUUGUUCACUUGCGACAAUGGCAACUGCAUUCCAAGGAUGUACAUCUGUGAUGGAGAUAACGACUGUCUGGAUAACUCUGACGAGGAUGAAAGGCACGAGUGUAACGACAGGAUAUGCGACGAAGAGACCGAGUUCACCUGUACAGCGAAUAAAGUUUGGAAUAGGGCUCAGUGCAUCCCCAAGAAGUGGUUGUGCGAUGGAGAUCCGGACUGUGUCGACGGGGCUGACGAGAAUGUGACUAUGCAUCAUUGUCCUGCGCCUGUUCCCUGUGCAGACGAUCAGUUCACCUGCGAGAAUGGACGUUGCUUGAAUCAGAACUGGUUGUGCGAUCAUGACAAUGAUUGUGGCGACGGUAGCGACGAAGGAAAGUUCUGCAACUCGAAAUACAAACCUUGCACCAGCCAGGAGUUUGCCUGCCACAACUUCAAGUGCAUCAGGAAACAGUUCCGCUGCGAUGGUCAAGAUGACUGUGGGGAUCAUUCGGACGAAGAUGGAUGUCCACCGAAAGUGAAAAACACCACGUGUCCCAAUCCAGGGGAGUUCAUGUGCGCCAAUGGAAACUGCAUCGACCAACGUUUGGUCUGCAACAAGGAACCCGACUGUGGAGACGAGAGUGACGAACCUGCUCAUUGCAACGUGGACGAAUGCGCUCAAGUAGAGAUGAACCAGUGCGGACAUAAGUGUGUCGACACACCCACUAGUUAUUACUGCGAAUGCAACCCUGGCUACAGACUGUUAGCCGAUGGCAAAGCUUGCGAAGACAUAGACGAAUGUGUAGAGACGCCACAAGUGUGCAGCCAGCAGUGCGAGAACACACCUGGUAGCUUCUAUUGCAAGUGCAACGAGUACUGGUACGAGCGUGCCGCUGAUGAGCACACUUGCAAGAGGCGGGACAACAUCAAACCUUGGAUCAUCUUCACCAACAAGUAUUACGUCAGGAACAUGUCCAUCGACGCCUCAAAUUACAGCCUGAUGCAUCAGGAUCUGAUUAAUGUCGUCGCCCUGGACGCUGAUUAUAGAUCAGAGAUGUUAUAUUUCUGUGAUGUUACUGCUAAGACCAUAUUCAGAGCCCCGAUCAAGGGUGGCGAGAAGGAGGCAAUUAUUAGACACGACAGUCUUGGAUUAGAAGGCAUAGCAGUCGAUUGGGUUGGUGCUAAGUUAUACUGGUUGGAUCGACAUGCUAAGCAGUUGGAUGUCGCUGAAAUGAAUGGCACCAAUAGGAAGACUAUACUGACUGGUAUACCAGACCCACGAGCAAUUGCUGUGCAUCCUGGUACCGGGUAUUUGUACUUCACCUCCUGGCAUCUGCAGGCAUACAUAGGAAAGGUGGGAAUGGAUGGCAGCAACUUUACAAGCAUACUCACGUGGGAGGAUGACAUUGCGUGGCCUAAUGCUCUAACCAUCGAUUACUUCACCGACAAAAUCUUCUGGGCAGAUGCUCACUUAGACUACAUAGCAUUCGCUGAUUUGGAAGGUCGUAACAGGAGAAAAGUCCUUACAGGAAACGCAGUGCCACACGUCUUCGCCAUCACCGUGUUCGAUGAUUUCAUCUUCUGGACCGAUUGGAACCUGAAAGCCAUCCAACGAGCCGAAAAAUUCUCGGGAGCCAACAUCCGAUUAUUGCGCAACACCACUCACAGGCCAUACGAUAUCCAUGCCUAUCAUCCUCUGCGACAAUUGUCUUACAAGAAUCCUUGCGCACUGAACAAUGGUGGCUGCUCUCAUCUUUGUUUGAUAUCACCACCUGCAAGUUCUUACUUGUUAGAAGGCUACGGUCAGCCCGGUGUGACCUCGUACAAGUGUGCGUGUCCAAACCAAUUUAUAUUGGAAAACGAUGGCAAGACUUGCAGGGCCAAUUGUACCGCCGGCCAGCAUCGUUGUGGUGCCCCUGAUGAGAAAUGUAUACCGUGGUACUGGAAAUGCGACGGUGAAAAGGAUUGCAAAGACGGUUCCGAUGAACCAACGACUUGCGUACCACGAGUGUGCCGUCCCAGCGUCUUCCAGUGUGCAAAUGGCAAUUGCAGACCUAGCGUAGCGGUAUGCGAUGGCGUUGAUGAUUGCGGCGACAAGAGCGACGAAGCAAUUUGCUCAUUAGAAUGUGGCGAAUUAGAGUUUAAAUGCAAGUCUAACGGACGUUGCAUCCACCAGUCUUGGAAAUGCGACGGGGAUAUUGAUUGCAAGGAUGGUAGCGAUGAAGAUCCUGCUAUUUGCCACAAUCGAACAUGCGAUCAAAGCACGGAGUUUACAUGCAAGAACGGCCGGUGCAUCCAGAAAGUAUGGAUGUGUGAUUCUGACAAUGAUUGCGGGGACGACAGCGAUGAACCAGCGUAUAUGUGUCGGCAGAGAAAUUGUACCACGGGUUGGCAGCGUUGCCCAGGCCAUGCUAACUAUCGAUGCAUACCCAAAUGGUUGUUCUGCGACGGUAAAGACGACUGUCGCGACGGAUCUGACGAAUUGCCUGAGAAUUGUCUCAAGUGCGAUCCAAAGAUGGACUUCAAAUGCGCCAAUAAUAGAUGCGUACCGAAACAAUGGCUCUGUGACUUUGCUGAUGAUUGUGGGGAUGGCAGUGAUGAGGCAGAGGCUGUUUGUAAGGGUCGCUAUAGAGAGUGUUCUGAGUCCGAAUUUCGUUGUGACAAUGGCAAGUGCAUUGCAUCCAGGUGGAGGUGUGAUAGCGAGGAUGAUUGCGGUGAUAGCAGUGAUGAGAAUGGAUGCCAGACAUUCGUGUGCAAGAAUUAUACAUUCCAAUGUGCGAGCGGACACUGCAUAGCGUCCUACCUGCGAUGCGACGGAACAAGAGACUGCAGGGACAUGAGCGAUGAGGUUGGAUGUCCUCCAAGGUAUCCGGGUGGAAGGUACUGCCCGCAGUCGAGAUUCGAAUGUGAGAACAACCUGUGUGUAUAUCUCACUGACAUUUGCGACGGCAGCGACGACUGUGGUGAUGGGUCUGAUGAGAAUCCGAAUAUGUGUGCAAACUUCAAAUGCGAUACAACGAGAAGAUUCCAAUGCGCAAAUCAUAAGUGCAUCGCCAAGUAUCAGUUAUGCGAUGGUUUUGAUAAUUGUGGUGAUGGGUCCGACGAGAACAAUAUGACAAUGUGCGCAACCAAGAUCAACGCAUGCGAUCCCAUAACCGAGUACACUUGUUCCAACAAGAAGUGCGUCGAGCGUACCAAACUCUGUGAUUUUGCCGACGAUUGCGGCGACUCUUCCGACGAGCUUGGCUGCCAUCACAAUAAGCCAUGUUUGGACAGCAAUAAAGGCGGCUGCUCUCAUUACUGUCACAACAUCACCGACGGUGGUUACAUUUGUGCCUGUUACCCAGGCUACAUAAUAUCACAGGACAACAGAAAGCAUUGCGAGGACAUCGACGAAUGUGCCACUGGCCAACACCAGUGUUCCCAGAUCUGCACCAACAUGAAUGGUACCUAUUCCUGUUCGUGCAGACAAGGCUUCCAGCUGUCUGAUAAUCGUAGCGGAGUCUGCAAAGCUUUGGACUCCGAAGGAAUGGUGUUGUUCGCGAAUGGGCCAGAGAUUAGAGCCUAUGAGCUUAAUAAGAAAGACGAGGCCGUGGUGAUUGCCGACGAGAAGAGGGUGAAGUACAUUGACUUCGAUCCAAAGGAAGAAUAUGUGUUCUGGAUUGAUAGUCACGACAAUACUAUCAAGAGGUCUUACAUGCUAAAUGCAAAAGGUGGUCAAGUGGAGAUAGGAUACGCGCAGGAUCUGAAUAUAAAGAGCGAAUCAACACUCACCAGUUUGGCAGUGGACUGGAUUAACGGUAAUCUCUACUGGACCGAGAUCGACUCAACAGGACCGACGCCAUUUGGUCGAAUAAUGGUCUCUAAAGCUGACGGCAGGUAUCGCCGAAGCUUGGUAACGGCGGGUCUUGAGAUUCCAACUUCUAUUGUCUUGGACCCCGAGUUAGGAAGAGCCAUUUGGGCGGAUGCUGGUAGCCAGCCGAAGAUAGAGAUUGCCUGGAUGGAUGGCGAUAGAAGGAAGCAACUGGUUGGCGAUAGAAUUGGUCAACCCACUGCGCUUUCCAUCGACUAUUCCAUGAACCACGUUCUUUACUGGGCUGACAGCAAACUAAAUACCAUCGAAUCCAUUGAACAGGAUGGUUCGAACAGGAAAGUGAUCCUGAAAGGCGGAGGCUUGAAGCGUCCAGUGUCUUUGGACGUGUUCGAGAGCAGUCUUUACUGGACCACCAAACAGACUGGUGAACUGAUCAAGCAAGACAAGUUUGGCAGAGGUGUGCCACAAACAAUCAUCAACGAUUUACUCGUAUCCGGAGGAGUGAAGGUGUACCAUGGACUACGAUACAACGUUUCUGUGAGACAUCUUUGCCACGAUGAUCAAUGCACGCAUCUCUGUGUACCCAUUUCGCGCGAUAGUAUCCGAUGUCUUUGCUCGGAUAGCAUCGGUCCAUUCCCGCAAAGCGGCAGUUUGCUGCGGAACGAGCGGCAUUGCGAUGCAACGAAUGAGAGACCGUUGCCUGCACCAAGAAUCUGCCCUUGCAGAAAUGGCGGUUUGUGUCAGGAAGGAGAGGACUAUAAAUUACAGUGCUCCUGCCCGGCUUUCUUCCACGGGGAAUUCUGCGAAAUUGGUCUGGUGGCCGCAUCAUCGGGUAAUGCUACCGCUGCCAUCGUUAUUCCCAUUGUCAUCUCUGUGCUGAUCCUCCUGGGAGCAGCCGCUGUCGUUAUGGUGCUUAAGAAACGACCGUUUGGCAAACCUGGUGGUCUGGGCAGUCUAACCGGUGCCCAAAGCGUGUCCUUUAGACAGGGCAGCAACGUUGAGUUUGGCGUGCCUGCUCAUGAAAGAAUGGAACCUUUGGAUGUGGAGUACAACCUUGGCGACGUGAGCAACAAGAACAGGGAUUUCAGCAACCCCAUGUACGACGCGGUGAACACUGAAACAGGUGCUACCAACGGCACCGGUGCAAGCAGCAUGUACGAGCUACCUGCUGAGAUGAAACCAUCCAGCAUCCAGCACAAAGAACCACCGCAACUACAUCUCAAAAGGAGAGAACUUGACCCCACGCCGAUCGAUUCGGGGAAGGACACGCAACAGUUGGUCGAGGAAGACAAGUCCGAAUGUUAGAUAGUUUAAACUCUUUCGUGCAGUGACGUAGUUAGAAAGAAGUAGGAUAUGAGAUGCGUAAAACUCAACAGCAAGGAAACCUCGAUUGCCUGUGAAAUUGCAAUUAGAUUGAGUCUUGACUGAUACCCAUUUUUACUCUCUGAAUUUUCGCUUUUUACGCGGAAUAUUUUACAAUAUUAAUUUUAAUAUUAUAUUUCCUUUAUCUGUACCAAUCAAGACUCAAAGCUAAUACGUUUGUGAGCAUGUAAUCCGAUGCGGAGGGAAACGGAGCGAUUCCUUGAAUGGCAAAUUUUAUUUUAAUCAUUUUUUUUUUAUAGAUUUAUUCAGCUUGACGGGAAAGAAUUUCUAUUAAGCAUAAGACUGAAUGUGUUUCGACGAUGGUAAUGUUUUUGAGAAUGAUGAAUGCAAGAGCUGGGAACAAAAUAUCGUAAAAAUCAUGCGAUGAAAUUGCAGUGCGCUUUAGUGGUUUUUAGUACCGAGUUUCCUGCGCGUUGUCGGAGAGAGGAGCUCAGAAAGUUCGUCUGACUGCGCCACUGCUUCUACGUAGGGAUGCUCUCGCAUCUGUUGCACUUCCCUCUUGUGUUAGCGUUGAUUUGAAAAGAGAUCCUGUGAACAAAACUUGUGUCCAGAUGUUGAAACGAAUGUCCGAACUAUUCUUGACCUGGCCUGAGAUUGAAGUGCAGCGAAUAGCGAGCCGUGUCAUUUUAGGUGCGAUUUGUAAGUCUUGUAAAUACGAUUAUCGCAGAAUAUUAUUUUCACGUUGUCCAUGUACCAUAAAGAAACAAAACAUUCCAUACUCUUUUCGGAGGCAGCUCGAGGCACGGAAAGGUUGUUAGAAGAAACAGAACAAAAACGAAAGAAUAGUUGUUAAUUUUUAAAGGGAUAAGGCCUCGGCGAGCGCGAGUCACCUCACCUGAGACAAGAGUUUCUUUCCGUCACGAGUAGAGGAGGGACGAAUCUCUUUGUGCGUAAAACAAACUGAAAUGAAAAAGAAAAAAGACAAUUCUCUGUGUCUACACCGUUUCUUCUCUCGAUAUUUGCUCUUUGGCCGCGUGAACGUUGUUAUGUUGUACAUUUUAUUUUUCGUUUAGAUUAUGCGCGGGGAACGUCAGUGUACAGUUUUUCUUCCGUAGCAGCUGUGAUCGUAAAUUACGAAUUGGGUAACCGAGUAUGUGCGAAGCGAUCUUGUUUUAUUAACGAACAAAAGCGUACGCCUCAGACCGAGUUGGGGAGAAUUUUAAGGGAAAGAAAAAAACAAUAGAAGGAGUGUUUUUUUUUUAAUCCACACACGUCGCGGUACAGUAGAAUCUCGAUUAUGGUAGUAAGAGAAGUAUUUUCUAUGGAGAACGUAAUUGUAAGCUUUGGAAUAUCUGGAGUUUGUUGUUGUACAUUCCAUAAAAUUAUACAGAUUGUUAACAUACUCUU
Messenger RNA from Megalopta genalis, 15816 nucleotides. It is a transcript of the gene mgl, whose product is annotated as low-density lipoprotein receptor-related protein megalin. The record is from RefSeq and is a predicted model, not a curated record. NCBI's taxonomy places the organism in Eukaryota, Metazoa, Arthropoda, Insecta, Hymenoptera, Halictidae. Gene Ontology annotation, biological process: receptor-mediated endocytosis. Gene Ontology annotation, cellular component: signaling receptor complex; plasma membrane; apical plasma membrane. Gene Ontology annotation, molecular function: hormone binding; calcium ion binding; protein binding.